AUGACCACCGUCCCCACCUCUACCCACCUUCCGAUGUCUCCCGAUCCCCAGAAGCAGGAGAUGUUGGACUGCAUUAUGGCGCUCCACGUCAUGGACAUGAAGCGCCUUGAUGAGGAGCGCCAUGUGCUCCUGGUCCACAUUAAGAAGCACACCAAGCACGAGAGCGCGUACUUGCUCAAGCUCGCCGCUCCCAACCGCAACUACAAGCGCCUCCGUGAGGCUCAGUCUCGCGAGUUCGCUGUUCGCGUGAACGCGGUCAUGAAGCAGCAGCCGACUCCUCAGGAGUAG
This is a messenger RNA of Trichosporon asahii var. asahii CBS 2479, 288 nucleotides long. RefSeq lists its product as uncharacterized. The transcript has a single exon. The coding region runs from base 1 to 288 and encodes 95 amino acids. The record is from RefSeq and is a predicted model, not a curated record. Lineage: Eukaryota; Fungi; Basidiomycota; Tremellomycetes; Trichosporonales; Trichosporonaceae.